Auanema sp. JU1783 is the source of this 3285-nucleotide messenger RNA. NCBI's taxonomy places the organism in Eukaryota, Metazoa, Nematoda, Chromadorea, Rhabditida, Rhabditidae. The record is from the annotation of a GenBank genome assembly.
AUGACUGAUGUCCCAUCCACUUCUGCAUCAGUGCCUAUUGCAACAGAACAACCGGACACAAUUCGAGCUGAAAACAAAAGUAGGAAACCUAUCAGGAAUGAUGACAAGGAACCUUUUGUCUUACCUCCUAAGCGACCAAGAUAUAAGACUGAGAAUGCAAGAUUGGCAAAAGCAGCUAGUAGUAAUAAGCAGUUCACAACCUACCGUCGGAUAGCUCAAGCUAAUCACCUUAGUAAGAAAGUAUCUGUGAUAACGAUGACAGGGAAGUAUCCGGUUGUUCCCCAACAUCUUCCUUAUAACUCCGCAGUAGCUCCCCAACACCUACCGUACAAUAGUCCUGUACUUCCCCAACAUUUGUCAUUUAACUCACCAUCAGCUCCCUUGAGUAAUUCAGUUUUAUUCCCUGUGAAGCGGUUGUGUCCCAGAAAAAUGGAUUCUUUCGAAGAUGAAGCCCAAACAGAACUGGUAGAAACUAUUAAACAAAAAAUUUUGAAUGAUACAGCCAGACGACAGGCGGAAGCCAACGGAGCACGGUCACGCAUAGAAAGAACUACAUCUUCUACUAACAGUAACCAUGUUAACAUUAAUAAUACUAACACCAAUACUAAUAAUAUUACUAAUAAUUUAUCUACUGAAAGCAGCACUAGUUCCUCUAAUAUUCCAUCUUUUGCUAUCGCCACUAAUCUUUCUAAUAAUACUCCUACUACUUCAACUGUCUGCGAACAUAAUGACAACAAAACUGGACUGAAGUGCAAACAAAGAGCCAUUCUCUGCUAUAGAUACUGUAUUAGGCAUAUUCUAUGGGAUCCUAGAGCGCCAUACACUCAAUGUGAACAUCUAUGCCGUCCUCGAAAUAAAAAAUCCGAAGUUUCGCGUUGUACGAAUGCUGUUAGGAAUGAUAGCGGAGAGGUACUUUGCAGUACCCAUCUCAUCAUGUACGGAAUGAAGAAUGUCAGGAAGAAAAAAAUGCAAUACACCGACUAUUAUUAUGAGGACUACUACAACUCACCCAACAGCAAUGGAGAAUAUAUGUAUUUGACUUCUGCUCGGAGCCCUUCUCCCAAUUCACCUAAUCAAGCAUCGACAGGGAAAAUGAUGAAAACUACUCUAUCUGAACCACCUCUUCCUCCAAUACAAAUUCCUCAAUUGCCCCAAUUAGGACAAACAGAUUUCACUGAUUCGACAUAUGAAACUAAAAGACCUGUCUAUAAUUUUGUGCCAGCAUAUAAUAACCAGGAGUUCGUACCUAUAUCCAGUAAAAGUAUAAUCCGAAAACCUCCUCUGCCGGAAAGAGAGAAAAGCCCAAUUUUCAUUAUUAGCGAUAAGCUAUCGAAAUCAAUGAUUCCCCAAAUUAGUUGUGAUACAAAUGGACGUUCCGACGAUCCGAAAAGCUUAGUCGAACCUCCUACGACAAAUAGCAUCCAAGUUACUCGUGCUCUUAAUGGAUCGGAUGUUACAAAAUCUAAAACCACUACUGCUUCUACGAUUGAUACUAUAAUUGAGGAAGUGCGAUUAGCUGCUCGCCGAUCAGUGCAAGCACGGGCUGAAUUAGCUGAAAGUAAAAAUCUGUCGAAGUUAACCCCCAGUCCCCGUAAGAUUACAAAGAGGAUACUGAAAAAAACUCCUAAUGACGAUGACGUGAUUGAUAUCAUAGCCCCCGGUUCUGUGAACUACCAGAGUACAGCCGUACCUGAUAAUAUAGUCAGAGAGUCUUUCGAUGUGAAUAUUGUAAACAGCAGUGAUGCCGUUUAUAUUCAACCAAAAGAGAAAUAUUCUGCAAAGAUCAACAGCUCUACUUCGCAGCAACAGCGACAGUUACUUUUAUCACCACUGCAGCAACAUAAACAACAACAACAUCAAAAGCAGCUGCAUCACCAACAUCAACAUCAGCAACAGGGACAGCCGCAACAACCGCAGCAUCCACGAUCACAACCACAACUACAUCCAAAUGCAAAUUCACAGCACCAACACCAACGGCGACAACAGCAUCUUCAACUACAACAGCACCAACUACAACAGCGGCAUUCACAGCAUCAGCAGAAAUCAGAAAACCAGCAACUACAGCAACAAAAACCAAAGCUCCAGCAACAGGUGCAACAUCAACAAAAGCCCAAAGAAGAGACUGAUGGUUAUUCUGCGACGCUGAAAAGAAAACUUAUCCAAGAGGAGCGAGCUUUAAGGAAGAAACUGAAGAAAACACCUGAUGUAUUCAAUAAGAUGGAGAAGAUACUGAAAGAAAUGUCGAUUGGACCGACUUUCUCUACAGAUGAUUCAGUUGGAGCAGACGUCAAAGAAGGGAAAAAUCUGAGAGAAAUCGUCCGAAAUCUUCAGUCAAAAACGAUGAGAACCAAUCUGACAGAGCUAGAGGCAUUACAGAACGAAGAUGAGAAUAUGUGCUAUUCCCCUUUUAAUUGGUUCGCGCAUGAAGAUUUCAAAGAAGAACUGUUGGAAGCUGACGACGAUUCUUUCACAUUCGUCAACUUCUGUUCUGGGUAUUGGGAUGAGCAGACAUUUUGGGAGAAAAGCAGAAAAGUGAGAAACCGUGAAAUAAGCCAGUAUUCCUAUGAGAAGCUGGCUGGUUUGUUAGUUCGUGUCAACGCUCUCUCUGACCAUAUGAAAAACAGUGAUAUUUCUCAACGAGUACAGAACAGAUUCUCUUGCACUACUCCUGAUUCCCGAGACGGAAUUGAUGUUGAUUACGACGAUUUGAAAAAAUGUCAUCAUGUCGAAAAUAAUAUUCGGUGUAAUAAGAGUUGUCUGCCUUAUGCAAAUCAUUGUAGCAAUCAUGUGUUGUAUAGUGUCAGUCAGCGUUUAUUCUCUUUCUGCACCCACACAUGCUGCAGGAGACCUGUGGUUUCUGUCGAUGUUAUAGUUUGGGAUGGGAAAUGUAGGCUGCACAGAGCAAGUUUAUACGAUAAAUAUGAUUCGGACGGCGAAUUAAUAGUCAAGGAGAUAGAGAGCAGUAACGUUCCUCUGAAUGAACUAUACGGGAAAGGCAAAUAUGACACAGUUCCAUGUGUAACUAGGAAGUGUGAAACAUCUGUAAUAGGUCAAGCAAUCCCUGUUAUGCCUAUUAGUCGUGAACCUCCCGUCGUGCCGAAAAUGAAUGAUAAUUUCUUGCACACGCUCAACACAACCACCCCGGAUAUAGGAGGAAACAAUUCUUUCGAUAACAUGAAAGAUGACACGUUAUAUGAAGGGGAUGGUGAAGUAGGAGACCUUUUAAAGUUCAUAGAUGGUGAGAACGAAGAUUUGGACUCUUUUUCUCUCGAAAUUGAGCAAUGA